Diachasmimorpha longicaudata is the source of this 4399-nucleotide messenger RNA. RefSeq lists its product as uncharacterized. NCBI's taxonomy places the organism in Eukaryota, Metazoa, Arthropoda, Insecta, Hymenoptera, Braconidae. The coding region runs from base 354 to 3974 and encodes 1206 amino acids. The record is from RefSeq and is a predicted model, not a curated record. The transcript has 6 exons.
UUACCUCAUUCUUCGCAAACCACUAUGGCCGCCAUAGUUUACUAUUAGCAGGACCCCACAGUGAAUAUUAUAUUUUCCAAAAUUAAUCUCAACGCGUUUUAAAAGAAUAAAAAUACUGUUGGCUCACGGUGAUAUCGAUCCUUCUGGUGAUUUUAUCGAUGGUGGCUUAAAUGAAAAGCUCCAGAAUGCAGAACUUUGAUGACCUCGAUAUUGAGGGACGAAAUGCAUCGCAUUUGUCUGAGGAAGAGCGAGAAAAGGUACAUGAAUAUUUAAUUGAAGAUUAUUAUCACCUUCAACAAUGAAGAUCUGUUUGCUGGAGAGUCACAUAAGAAGACAGUGAUCGUAAGCGUUUGAUGCGAUGCAGUGUAACCGCCGAAGAUGGCACACUGCGUCCCGUGUACUCACACACCGAGGACUCCGACAUAUGGUGCCACAUCUGCAACAUAGCCCUCUUCGGUGCCCACAAACUUCACUCCCACAACACCUCGAGUCGUCACAAGAUAAAGCUCGAUGAGUGGCCUUAUCCAGUGUCCCUCUGGUCGAAGAAGGAUCACCUCAAGUCGUCGGGAUCAGGUCAAGUAUCGAUUUCAGACUCCUUGGCACCUGGUGAACCAGUACCACCAGGCAUGGAGGACCAGAUAACACGUGCAACCAAUAUUCAAACCUCCCUUGAUCGUCAUCAGAGCUCACCAUUGGUUGGACUCGAAUAUUUGUUAGAAUUGGUUGAUAAUGAAUCUUGCGAGCCGAGCUACACUUGCGUUUUGUGUGAUAAACGUGGAGAUCCGAGAACAGUUAUGGCCCACAUUACGAGUUAUAAUCAUCGUAUUACUUAUUUGAAUCGACAUUUUCCGACAAUAUCGAGGGCUAUCACGGAAUUACCGAGGACACAGAAUUAUAAACGUGGUGCUAAUGAAAUAUCUGUACUUGUUGCAAAGAAAAUUGAAGAGAAAUUCGGUAGAUUACAGCCGCAGUUGGUGGAUAAGGGACAGUUUGAGAAGAAUAAAAUGCAGUAUAUCAAGAAUGUAUAUCAGGACUUUCAUUUUAGGGAAACACCGGAGGUAACGUUUAUGGAAGUUUACGAUGUGAGAUGGGUGACAAACUUUGAUGAGAAAUUGGCAGAAAUUAGCGGUGAUAAAAAAGAUGUUACGACGGAGGAGAAGAGUGAGGGUAAAUCGAAGAAGGAAGAGAGUAAUUUGGAUAAGGCAUUCCCGAAGAAGAUUGAACCAGACAUUAGUAAAUCGGAAUUCAAAAUUCGAAUCCUUUCGAAAGAAAAGUUGAACCGCAAACCUGAGGAAAUAAAGAAGGUUCGCCCCUCAGACGACACAAAAUCCCUCUCCUCCCUAUCCUCCAUUUCCUCCUCGCCAUCCCCCUCGCGUUCACGUUCACGUUCGCGGUCUCCACGUUCCAUUAGUCGUGAUCGUCCUCGCUACCGUUCCUCCAAAUCCCGUCGUUCGCGUUCACGAUCCCCGGCGCCGCUGCGCGAGCGCGAUAAGUGGGACAAAUUUCGGGAGCAAAUUCGUCGAGCCGAGGAGACGCUGGAUCGAGCAUUAAAAUUCCACGAGAAAAAUCCGGAGAAACACCCGUCGUAUCCCGACGAGUGGAAGAAAUUCUGGAAUCGUCGUUACAAGGAGCUCCAGGCAGACGGCAAAGAUCCGAGCAAACACGAUUUCAAGCCCGAGUGGAUCGACUUCUGGAAUAAACGAAUGCGUGAGAUUCACAAUGAACAGCUCUCAGCCCGGAAGGAGGAGAUUCGCAAACGUCUGGAACUCCCGGAGGACAAGCCCCCGGAAUCCAAGUGGCAGACGCCCCCAAAGCGCGAAAAAGACAUUCGUCUGACCCCACCAAAGCGGCUGCGUCAUCACGUAGACAGUGAUGACGAUGUGGAGUACGUGGGGACUUUGAAAACAGCAAAAAUCGAGAGACCAGAUCCGUACGAACGUCAUCGGGAGGAGCGGGACUAUGCGUACAGCUACAUUCGCGCAAAGCCAACGUAUCGACCUUAUUAUCCCCCGCCGCGACCGAUACCGCGUCCCACACGUCAUUACUCGUACAUCGUGAAGGAGAAGUCGCCGUCCCCACCGCCAAAGGAGGACUCCUUGAAGGAGGAUCUGGAGGUGGUGGGUCUCCUUCGUCUGCUGACUGCCCUGGAGGGUCAGCUGGGGUCUCUAGGACCCAAGGUCGUUUCCCUUCUGUCGAGGGCGCUCGCCGCGGAGAAGGCCAAGCCCAACUCUGCGGAGGAGCUGCUCCAGGACGAGGACGUAGCCGUUCUUUUUGAAACGGUGAAGGAGAAACUUAAGGGCCAAUUGUUUGCGGGAAUGAUUGAGAAAAUGGCAAUUGCCCCGACCAAGUCCGCCAUUACAAAUAUUGCCCAGUUAUUGCACAAAGCCACCGAGGAAAAGAAGAAGAGAGCGGAGGAGGAGGAGAGGAGGAAGAAGGAGGCCUUGGAGAUUAGACAGCAGAUAUCGGCGUCAUUUGCUAGUAGAUCGGUGUUCGCAAGGACGAUUGAUGUACCUUUAGUGAAGUCCGAGCCUGUGAGGGUGCCGGGAGUGGGGGCGGUGGAUAAAGUAGCCAUUGCUCAGCAAAUUGCAGCAGCUCUGAUUGCUCAGGGCAGGACUAAUGUGUCUCAGGAUGAGCUGGAGACGCUGAUCAAUGCUGUUGUGGGGAUGGCGGAGGCGUCGAAGAAUUCUGAUAAACCGGUGACAGCUGCAAGCUUUGUGAAGAGCUUGACAGCUAGUGCUGGAGUGGAAGUGGCUCCGGUGAAAACCCCAGAGUCUACUCUUGUCAAGGAGAGUAAAGACCCGAAGGUAGUGAAAGAAGUUGAGGUAGAGGUGAAUAUUCCGACAGCAGUGGUUGAUCCUAUCGAGGCACAUGCCAGGAGAAUGGAAAAUCUUACUGAUAAUGACCUCAAGGAUCUUCUGCAGAACUUUAAGGAUCUUGGAACUGAUGAACAACAUGGGCUAAUUAAUUUCUUGAAGAAGCUGGAGGCCUCCGAUCCCGCUAGAGUGGAGAAACUCAGGGGAUUUGUAAAUCUCGGGGGAACUUCCUCUUCUAGAGAUGAGAGUGCACUUCGUGAGGAUGAUGCUAAGCACAGGAGGAGUAUCUCACCGUUCUCUACGAGAAAAGGUGGACACAAUCCUACAGAUGAUGAUCGUUCCAAGUGGAAGCCCCAGCUGGACAUGUUCGCUGAUGACGAUGAGGAGCAGAAAAAGAGAAAAGAGGAGGAGAGUAAGAGGAAGAUCGAUCUGUCUGAUGACGACGACGAUUACUCAUACGAGGAUAUCUAUAAAGCCGCUGAUAAGAACGUGGUGGAGAGUGAGAAGGCGAGGAAACACACACCAGUGUCUGGAUCGUCAAGGUCCUGGUCGAGAUCGAGGUCUAGGUCCCCCAAGGAAGGGACAAAGGCCAGCGAUCCCACCGCCAUUCUCAACGAGACCAAACGCCUCAUCGCCAAUAUCAUGGGCGAUUUGCCCAACAAAUAUGUGGUGAAGAGCCACAUUAACCCCAGCAGGGAGGACUUAACUCAAAAGACCAAGGAUCCCGCUCCUCCAGGCUCCACGAGCAUCUCCAUUCCCCAGAACUUCCCGGCCUCUGGCUAUCCCAUAUCAAACAUGCAAAUGAAUAUGCCACCCAACCCUCAACAUUCUCAGCCCCAACAUCACAAUCCUGUGCCGUUUGCUGGUGGAAUAGUGCCCAAUCAAUUUGGAAAUCAGUUUAAUCAGCAGCCGUCCUUCAACAAUCAGAACUACGGGAAUCCGAUGACCAUGAACAAUGGAUAUAAUAAUUAUAAUCAACAGGGUAAUUAUGGAAAUACGAAUCAGGGGCAAUAUGGACCACCGAGUCAUAUCCAGCAGCCCCAGUAUCCCCAGAUGUACCACAAUCAGAAUCAAUAUCAGCAGGCAUCUGGUCCUGCCCCUAUUAGCUAUCCUCAGCAGAACCAGUACGGAAAUUAUUCACAGCAGCAAAGGUUUUAUUAGACCAGUGAGACUUUUUAAAAUUAAUUCUUCUUCGGAGCGGUCUCAGAUUUUGGUUUUAUCGAUUGUUAAAUUUGUCUCAAAUCAAUGACGUAGUUCAUUGAUACAGAGGUUCCUUGAAAGAGGGGUUUUGUUUUUUUUUUCACGUCUUUUUUUCUCUUCGAAAAAAAUGGAUAUAUUUUUUUUAACGACGGUGCUCGCGUGGAACAAUUACAAUUUCUUUAUAAACAAACCGAGUGAGGGAUUUUUAGGGUACAUGAAUGGUUGAUGUUCAUUGAUUUCUCUUGACUGGUGAUUCAUUAUUUUUUGGCUAGUUUUUAGGUGAUUAAAGUAAUAUUAAUUAUAAUAUAAUGCUAUGUAAACUUGUAUUAUAACUGUAAUGAAAAAUAUACGAUUCAAUGACGUUCUUUUAUGAUUGAAAACAAGAA